Mugil cephalus (flathead mullet) is the source of this 2070-nucleotide messenger RNA. Its product is annotated as E3 ubiquitin-protein ligase Siah2-like. Gene Ontology annotation, molecular function: zinc ion binding; ubiquitin conjugating enzyme binding; ubiquitin protein ligase activity. The transcript has 3 exons. Gene Ontology annotation, cellular component: cytoplasm. Gene Ontology annotation, biological process: multicellular organism development; proteasome-mediated ubiquitin-dependent protein catabolic process. The coding region runs from base 54 to 884 and encodes 276 amino acids. The record is from RefSeq and is a predicted model, not a curated record. Lineage: Eukaryota; Metazoa; Chordata; Actinopteri; Mugiliformes; Mugilidae.
AGGAGGAGGAGGAGGGAGGAGUGAUUUUUGAUUCUUUGAUUUUAAAUGACUUAAUGAAUCUGAAUCAAACAGAACCAGGAAGUGCUCGGACUGCCCCGCCCCCAGCCCCGCCUCCAUUGUCCUCCAUGUUGUGUCCCGCCUCCUGCCUCCCCCUCCUCAGGGAGUUCGCUCAGUGGCGCUGCCUCCUGGGCUGGCCACGCCCCCACGGAGUCACCUCGGCUAGCGCCGCCGGGCUAACCGCUAACACCAGCCAGCAGCAGGGGUCAGAGGUCAGGGGCGGAGCUCAAGGGGGCGGAGCUCCUCCACCUGUUGGACACAUCAUACCUCAGCAGUACUCGUCCUCCAUGUGUCCACUGUCUGUCCACCAGACCCCGAAGUCUGACCGGGACGAGGACGUUGAGCUGAGGCUGUCCCUCUGUCCAUGUCCCGGGGCUACCUGCACGUGGGUCGGCUCUCUGGAGUCCAUCAUGCCUCACCUGAAAGACUCCCACAAGUCCAUCACCACGCUGCAGGGGGAAGACAUCGUCUUCCUGGUGAUGGACAUCGACCGCCCCGGCUCGGUGGUCUGGCUGAUGAUGCAGUCGUGCUUCAGUCACCACUUCCUGCUGGUGGUGGAGAAGCAGCAGAGGUUCCAGGACCAUCAGCAGUUCUUCGCCGUCGUGCUGCUCAUCGGGACACGGAAGCAGACCGAGACCUUCGCCUAUCGGCUGGAGCUCCACAGAGACCGGCGCCGGCUCAGCUGGGAGGCCAGGCCCCGCCCUGUCCAUGGUGGGGCGGCGGCCGCCAUCAUGGACAGCGACUGCCUGGUGUUGGACGCCUCCACCGCCCACCUGUUCACCCACAACGGGAACCUGGAGAUCAACGUCACCAUCUCCAUGUGCUGAGGGUCUGGGUCCAGGUCUGGUUCUGGUUCUGAGGACAGAGACUCCUGCUGAGUUCAGGAAAUGACAUCUGAGACAAACCUCCUCCCUCCGUGAGGACAGGUUGACCACGUCCUUCUACGCCGAGACCCUGGAGACUGAACGGAGACCGAACUGAUCCGGGUCUCAUUGCACCACAGCAGCUGAUUUCAAGUUCAGUCUGAGGGUUGGUGGUUUGAAUCCCUGAGCUGGGGGGACCAGAGAGUCCCUGGAGGCCGGCUAGGGCCCAGGCUUCAUAAUCGACUAUCAACAGAUUAUUUUUGAGAUUUGUCAACUAAUCAGAUCUUACGUAAAUUGUAGCUUUAAGGCACCAGCAUGCAUGUUGUUGCCAUGGUAGCGUAUUUAUUUAGCACCGUAACGUAGCACUGACAUUAGCAUCACGGCAUGUCAUGUUAUAAUGUUACAUAGCCUGUGUGCUAAGGCUAAUACAGUCGUCAUCAUUAGCCUGAAGCUAAUGUUAACGUGUACAGCUGUAAGCUGUAGCUUUACCAUUACUAAACAUGUGAUAACGAUAAACGAUGGCGUCGAUUAUUAAGUUAGUCUUAGAUGAUUGUGAAAGACGUAAUCAUGACUAGUCGACUAAUCUUGGCCUCAUGUUUCUGUUCUCUGUAACCAGGAAACAGGGACGUUAAUGUUUUUAAAUACUCUGUGGAAUUACAGGUAAAUAAAUGCAACAUUCGAGGAAGUUAGAAGUUGUCUCCGUCCCUGGAGACAAUCCGAGACACACCUGUGGAAUUAUUUCUUCCGGUUAGCUAAUAGUACCUCCUCCUAGCUUCCUAGCUAAUAGCAGCUGCUUCUAGCCUGUUAGCUAAUAGUACCUCCUCCUAGUCUGUUAGCUAAUAGUAGCUCCUCCUAGUCUGUUAGCUAAUAGUACCUCCUCCUAGCCUCCCAGCUAACAGUACCUCCUGGUGGUCUAUGGACUGACUGUGGUGGAGCCUCUAGUGGAUGUUAGAGGAAUUGCAGCCAUUUUCUGAUUGUAAUAAAAUAUCUUUAUGUCUAACUCAACAGCAGACGUGUAGUAAUGAGACACAGGUGAGGACAUUCCUUGGUUUUAUUACAAAACUUAUAUAAAACAAACCAACACGAAGGUUGUGGUGUAAUAACAGCUGCAGCCACUGGGGGCGAUCAAUUAAAAAAACAACCGAGACAA